AGCUCUUAAAGCAAAUUCUUGAUUUUUCUUACUUAAGUUUGUUGUGGCAGAAGCAGAUUGAUUUCGUCCAGAUGACCUCAGAUAGUAAGCAAACUGUUGUCUCCACAGACUGGUUGAAUGAUCAGUUGAGAAAAAAAAAAGGUGGCUUUGCAGUUUUGGACGUGACAUGGUUCAGCGACAAGAAUGUUAUCCACAAUUUCUCAAAGAAACAUUUAAUGCAUGCUUCGCAGAUGGACAUCUUCUUUGGAGUAGAAAAUACCCCUUUGUAUCCACGAAAUAUUCCUGAUGCACCAACCUUCCAGAUGAAUGCAAGAGGCAGCGCAGUGAAUAGUGCUGAUCAUGUUGUUGUUUAUGAAAACACGGGAAAGUUUGGAUUUUUUGCAGGUGCAAGAGCUUGGUGGCUGUUUAAGCUGUUUGGACAUGAAAAUGUUUCAGUUCUGGAUGGAGGUUUGGAAAAGUGGAUUGCUGAUGGACAUGAAACAACAAAUAUCAUGUUCAAAAAAAUGGAGGGUGAUUUUACAGCAAAGUUGACUCCAAGAUGGCUAAAGAGGUUUGAAGACAUGAAAGAAAACCUUACAUUGCAGAAAGUCCAAGUUUGUGACAGCCGAGAUCCUAGCUUAUUCAUAAGAUCAGCCAAUGAUCCCAAGACUGGCCAUUAUCCUGGUGCUGUGAAUAUUCCCUUCCCUAGGCUGUUUGAUCCUGAAUCUAAGAGUCUUAAAAAACUGGAUGACUUGAAGAAAGUUUUUAUUGAUGCAGGGAUUGACCUCAGCAAACCAUUGAUAGGCAUGUGUAAUAGUGGCAUGUCAUCUUGUUCUUUGGUACUCGCUGCCCAUCUCUGUGGAUGUCAUGAAGUGGCAGUUUACCAU
Messenger RNA from Stylophora pistillata, 866 nucleotides. RefSeq names its product 3-mercaptopyruvate sulfurtransferase. NCBI's taxonomy places the organism in Eukaryota, Metazoa, Cnidaria, Anthozoa, Scleractinia, Pocilloporidae. The record is from RefSeq and is a predicted model, not a curated record. Gene Ontology annotation, cellular component: mitochondrion. Gene Ontology annotation, molecular function: thiosulfate-cyanide sulfurtransferase activity.